Molecule: messenger RNA, 534 nt
Organism: Brugia malayi
Lineage: Eukaryota; Metazoa; Nematoda; Chromadorea; Rhabditida; Onchocercidae
Exons: 5
Coding region: 1-534 (177 amino acids)
Source: RefSeq, a predicted model, not a curated record
AUGAAUGAUGAUAGCUGUGAUAGCAGUUUUGGUGAUGAUCACUUCAAUACGGAUAAGACAUUUGAAAGACGUUACACAAACAAGAAGAAAAUAAAGGAAUACCUGCAGAAAUGGAAAGGAUACAGCUGCAUGAAUGAUGUUUCAAAGCUUGAAGACUUGGAGUACGAUUCCAUAGUACUAGAUUAUAAUGUUCAAAAGAAAAACAAGGAUGCAACCAGUUCAAAAUUACAGAAGUCACAGUUAGGCGCAUCUGGUUCAAGCUAUGUCAAAAGAUCUACUUACACUAUUCCAUGUAAUUAUCUUGCGGAUAAGGCUAAGCCUAUCCAUCGUAAAACCAAGGAAAUCAAACAACCCGUUUAUCCAAAAAAAACGGUGGAUAAGAAGAAUGGUUCUGAUACUUCAAACGAAGUUCUAGCGUCAAAUGGAAGUGGAAUAGAGAAAGAAUGUGUUCAUGAGUCAGUCGUGCCAACUUCUGUAAUGGUAAGUUUAUGUCAGCUCUGCUUGGGCGAAAAAAAUGAGACAUCAAAUAAAUGA